This is a messenger RNA of Chionomys nivalis (European snow vole), 2577 nucleotides long. RefSeq names its product SUV39H2 histone lysine methyltransferase (gene Suv39h2). Gene Ontology annotation, cellular component: nucleus. The transcript has 6 exons. The record is from RefSeq and is a predicted model, not a curated record. Lineage: Eukaryota; Metazoa; Chordata; Mammalia; Rodentia; Cricetidae. Gene Ontology annotation, molecular function: protein binding; histone H3K9 methyltransferase activity; zinc ion binding. The coding region runs from base 72 to 1526 and encodes 484 amino acids.
GCCGGGGCGGGGCGUCCGGCCAGCUGAGCUGCUCAGGCUGACCGCGCCAGUUUGAAUGAAAGCUCCGCAAGAUGGCGGCGGCCGGAGCCGAGGCCCCGAGAGGUGAGGCUGGAGCUCAGUGUCACCGGCCGCCAGGUCCGCUCCCGAGGCCCAAGCCCAGCCGGACGGCGAUGUGGGCGGGACGCCGCCGCGCGGACACCCCGAGCGCGGUACCCUCGCGGCCGGCUACGGACCCGGGACGCGGCGGCUCCGUGCGAGCGUGGGUCCGAGUCCCGCGGGCCCGGGUCCUGGGUGGCGUCUGUGCACGCGCCGCCUCUUUCAAGGCCUGGUGUGUGCCUUGCCUAGUUUCACUUGAUACUCUUCAGGAAUUAUGUAGAAAAGAAAAGCUCACAUGUAAAUCGAUUGGAAUCACCAAAAGGAAUCUAAACAAUUAUGAGGUGGAGUACUUGUGUGACUACAAGGUAGUAAAGGAUGUAGAAUAUUACCUUGUAAAAUGGAAAGGAUGGCCAGAGUCUACGAAUACUUGGGAGCCCUUGAGCAACCUCAGGUGUCCACAACUGCUGCAGCAGUUCUCCAGUGACAAGAAUAGUUUCUUAUCUCGGGUAAAGAAAGGGAAGGCAAUCACUCCAAAAAACAGUAGGACAUCCUUGCCACCUGCUGUCGCUGAGUACAUUGUAAAGAAAGCCAAGCAAAGAAUAGCUCUCCAGAGAUGGCAAGAUUACCUCAACAGAAGAAAGAACCACAAAGGGAUGAUAUUUGUUGAAAAUACUGUUGACUUGGAGGGCCCACCCUUAGACUUUUACUACAUUAACGAAUACAGGCCAGCUCCAGGAAUCACCAUAAACAAUGAAGCUACCUUCGGAUGUUCAUGUACAGACUGCUUCUUGGGAAAGUGUUGUCCUGUUGAGGCCGGGGUUGUUUUGGCUUAUAAUAAGAACCAACAAAUUAAAAUCAAACCUGGCACUCCCAUCUACGAAUGUAACUCAAGGUGUCAAUGUGGACCUGACUGUCCCAAUAGGAUUGUACAAAAAGGCACACAGUAUUCACUGUGCAUCUUUAGAACUAGCAAUGGUUGCGGCUGGGGUGUAAAAACCCUUGUGAAGAUUAAAAGAAUGAGUUUUGUCAUGGAAUAUGUUGGAGAGGUGAUCACAAGUGAAGAGGCUGAGAAGCGUGGACAGUUAUAUGACAACCAAGGAAUCACCUAUCUUUUUGAUCUGGACUAUGAAUCUGAUGAAUUCACAGUGGAUGCAGCGCGAUAUGGAAAUGUGUCCCAUUUUGUGAAUCAUAGUUGUGACCCAAAUCUUCAGGUGUUCAGUGUCUUCAUCGAUAACCUUGAUACUCGGCUUCCCAGGAUAGCACUGUUUUCCACAAGAACCAUAAAAGCUGGAGAGGAGCUGACUUUUGAUUAUCAAAUGAAAGGUUCUGGAGAAUUGUCUUCAGAUUCUGUGGACCACAGCCCUGCCAAAAAAAGGGUCAGAACUGAAUGUAAAUGUGGGGCUGAGACUUGCAGAGGUUACCUCAAUUGAAACUUCAGGAAAUGGAGCACAUGAUUGUGUUUUGUUCUAAGAACUGAAAAAGUAUUUUCUUUUAUUAUUUCUAUUAUCAAGAUUAUAUGUAUGUUAAUAUACAACUUGUGUCUCAAGAUAUUUGCAAAGUACAUUACUGUUGCUUUUGAAGAGGACUGCAGGGGCUGGCCACAUAAGCAGAAUAUAUUUGGUGGUUACAUACUAAACAUGGAAAGUGAACUAUUUGCAAAUCACUGUGUACUUCUUAAUAGGCAAGUAUCCCCUUUAGUGUCUGAAAAGCAAUGAGGCAAUGGCUGUUGAUAUAAAACCUUUUAUCUUGACUCAAAUAGAUAAUUCAGUUUAGGCAAAUGUACAAAUUUUAUUUUAUUUUUUUAUUAUAUUGUUCCUGCUUAAUAUUCACUGAUCUUGUAUUUGAGACAAGUAAGCGGCACUGAAUUUUUUUUACUGUAUUUUCUACUUUUACAUUAAAACAUUGACAUCUUAAUGAUAUAUUUCAGGUAUAAAAAGAAAUGUGAAGGAUAUUCUUUUAGCUUGAUCUCAUUCUAAAGCAAUAGAGACCAUUACAAAGACUGUAUGUCUGAACCUGAAAUUUUUAGAUUUUUAAUCCUGCUGAAGAAAAAUUUCUAAAACACCUUCUCUAGAAGUCCAUAGUGGCUGGCCAUUAUGCUUCUUUGCAAGGACAUAGCAGUGUGGCCAAGAGGACCCGCUGGGAGUGCCAGGCAGGGUAAAUGAGUACAGAAUGAGCCACAGCGUGAAUUCUCAUCUGAACAGAAGAGCAACAGCCUCGGAGAGCACUUGUCCCUAAUGGCAGUGUAAUUCACAUCACAUUACUGUCACUGACAGGCAGUUUUAAUAUUUCCUUUCCACUCAAUUUAAUUAUUUUUGCAUUUUCUGUAUGUCCUUGAAAAAUAACCUAUAUUUGAACAGAUAUUGUUUUAUACAAGAAUUUUUAAAUGGAUAAUACUGAGUUUGGCCAAGGUUAUGUCUUAUUGAAUUUUUAUUAAUCUGUGGGGAUUAGAUGGGAUUUUCCCAUGUAUAAAACACAAUAAAG